Brassica napus (rape) is the source of this 971-nucleotide messenger RNA. RefSeq names its product ethylene-responsive transcription factor ERF017. Gene Ontology annotation, biological process: regulation of DNA-templated transcription. Gene Ontology annotation, molecular function: DNA binding; DNA-binding transcription factor activity. The transcript has a single exon. Lineage: Eukaryota; Viridiplantae; Streptophyta; Magnoliopsida; Brassicales; Brassicaceae. Bases 280 to 750 code for a protein of 156 amino acids. The record is from RefSeq and is a predicted model, not a curated record.
AUGAGAGUGGCUUGCUUUUUCAUAUUUCCGCCACGUGUCAAUUCCCCUGGAAAUUGGCGACGCGCUCUCUUCGACAUUUGAGUUUGACUCUUAUCUUCUUCACGCGCCAGAAAAAAAGUCAAAAAACUCACUCUUCACUCUCUCGGACUCGUUGUAUAUAUAUAUAAACUUAAAGCGGUAAAUUCUAUUAUUCAAUUCAAAAUCAAGACUCAAGAGCAGAGAGCUAAACCACAAAAAAGAAUCGUACCGUACCGAAUUGAACCGGUUUUGGUUUUGGUGAUGGAGGAAUCAUCAUCAUCGUCGUCGAUGCAGUCAAAGUACAAAGGCGUGAGGAAGAGGAGAUGGGGGAAAUGGGUUUCGGAGAUCAGACUUCCCAACAGCAGAGAACGUAUUUGGUUGGGAUCUUACGACACCCCCGAGAAGGCGGCGCGUGCCUUCGACGCUGCUCUCUUCUGCCUCCGAGGAAGCGGGGCGAAUUUCAAUUUCCCCCAAAAUCCUCCGGUUAUCGCCGGCGGCCAAAAUAUGUCGCGAACGGAGAUCCGAGAAGCGGCUGCGAGGUUUGCUAACGCGGAGGAGGAGGAGGAGAUGAUAGUAGAAGAGCAAGAGUCGGAGUUGGUGAGUGUGCUUCCGACGGUUGGUUCGGGUAACUUCGCUUCGGAUUUCGGGUUGUUCCCCGGGUUCGAUGAUGAUGAGCUUUAUCCUACGCUGAAUGAUAAUUGUGAUUGCUCCGUCUAUCUUUGGAACUUUUGAAUCCAGAAUUUUGCUUUGGAUAUAUAUAUACUAGGCGACUCUUGAUAAAUAUUUAUAAUAUAAAUAAAUUAUAAUAAUUGUUCAGUAUUUUACUUUCAUUUUUAUAAUUAAAAUUAGUUUAUAAUGUAUGUGCAAAGAAAAUACGUAAAAAAAAUUGACUAUUUUUAUGUUGUUAUCUUAAUUUUAGGAUAUAAAUAAAUUAUAAUAAUUGUUCUGUCUUU